AUGUCGGCAGGCGAACGGCAUAAAGAACUUAAUUUGGCGCAGCUAUUCUCGGACGUAUCACGAACGCUCAGUGGCUUCAGAAGAUUGUUAAUUCCGGUGCCGGAGGCAGCCAGAGCGACUGCACAAAAUGAUGCGUCUCCCUUAUCGGAUCUGGGGAGCAGUAUUUUUUCUGAUAAUGUAUGCAUUAAGCCAUGCGGUAUGGAAGAUAUCCAGAUAGCUGCACAGGUUCGUAGAAACAGACAAAGAUAUUUUAAAAAAAGUUCAAAAAGAAAUGAUAAUAAAGAAAUCUCGAAAUUAUUUUUUGGCUCAGGAACCUCAUAA
Messenger RNA from Gongylonema pulchrum, 321 nucleotides. The record is from the annotation of a GenBank genome assembly. NCBI's taxonomy places the organism in Eukaryota, Metazoa, Nematoda, Chromadorea, Rhabditida, Gongylonematidae.